UUAGAGUCCCGGCCCUGGCCCCGGGAGGCGGGGAACAACGCGGGGACGCGCGUGCGCGCGCGCGGGGGCGCAUCGUCACGGCGACGGCGGCGGCGGCGGCAGCGGCAGCAGCGGCUCCUCCGGCGGGACCUCGCCCUCGCCUCGAGAAGGAGUCGGAGUCCGAGCCCGAGUCCCGGCGGCGCCGCGGCCACCCCCCUCAGCCUCCUCCGCCGCAGCCCGCGGGCGGCCCAUGGUCGGCGUUUGAGCCGCCGUCGCUGCAGCCCGUCCCCUGACGCUCGGCUCGGCCCGGCCCGGCCGGGAGCCCCCGAGAUGCUGCGGGAGCCGCCACAGCCGCAGCCGCGCCGCCGCCGCUGCUCCCCGCCCGCCGCCUCCGCCUGGCUCGUGACGGCCGCCGCGCUGCUCGGGCUCUGCGGCGGGGGCUGGGCGGCGCGAGUUAACAAGCACAAACCCUGGAUUGAAACGACAUAUCAUGGUAUAGUCACAGAAAAUGACAACACAGUCCUCUUGGAUCCUCCUUUGAUUGCCUUGGAUAAAGAUGCACCUCUGCGCUUUGCAGAGAGUUUUGAGGUGACAGUCACCAAAGAAGGUGAGAUAUGUGGAUUUAAAAUUCACGGGCAAAAUGUCCCCUUUGAUGCUGUGGUAGUUGAUAAAUCCACUGGUGAGGGAAUAAUUCGCUCCAAAGAGAAACUGGACUGUGAACUUCAGAAAGACUACACCUUCACCAUCCAGGCCUAUGAUUGUGGGAAGGGACCAGAUGGAGCCAAUACGAAAAAAUCUCACAAAGCAACAGUCCAUAUUCAGGUGAAUGAUGUGAAUGAAUAUGCCCCUAUAUUUAAAGAAAAAUCCUACAAAGCUACAGUUAUUGAGGGGAAGAAAUAUGACAACAUUUUAAAAGUGGAAGCAGUGGACGCAGACUGUUCCCCUCAGUUCAGUCAGAUCUGCAGCUAUGAAAUUGUGACUCCAGAUGUGCCCUUCGUUGUUGACAAGGAUGGUUAUAUAAAAAACACUGAGAAACUAAGCUAUGGGAAAGAGCCUCAGUAUAAGCUGACAGUUACUGCGUAUGACUGUGGGAAGAAAAGAGCUACAGAAGAUGUGUUGGUCAAGAUUAGUGUGAAACCCACGUGCAAGCCUGGCUGGCAAGGAUGGAACAAGAGGAUUGAGUAUGAGCCGGGUACCGGGUCUUUGGCUCUCUUCCCCAACAUCCAUUUGGAGACUUGUGAUGAAGCUGUCACCUCCAUCCAGGCAACAGUGGAGCUAGAGACGAGCCACAUUGGCAAGGGCUGUGAUCGGGACACAUACUCAGAGAAGUCCCUGCACCGGCUCUGCGGUGCAGCCUCCGGUACUGCUGAACUUCUUCCUCCUCCAAGCAGCGCCUUGAACUGGACUGUGGGCCUCCCCACCGAUAACGGCCAUGACAGCGAUCAGGUCUUUGAAUUUAAUGGCACUCAAGCUGUGAAGAUUCCAGAGGGGGUUGUGACAGUAAAUCUGAAAGAGCCUUUUAUGAUUUCUGUGUGGAUGAGGCAUGGCCCAGGGGGCAGGGAGAAGGAAACCAUUCUUUGCAAUUCAGAUAAGACAGAUAUGAACCGGCAUCAUUAUUCCCUCUAUGUACAUAAUUGCCGACUGGUUUUUCUCUUCCGUCAAGACCCUUCAGAGGAGAAGAAUUAUAAACCUGCUGAAUUCCACUGGAAAUUAAACCAGGUGUGCGACAAGGAAUGGCAUCAUUACGUUCUCAAUGUGGAAUUCCCCAGUGUGACUCUGUAUGUCGAUGGUGUUUCCUAUGAUCCCUUUCCAGUGACUGAAGAUUACCCUCUUCACCCUUCCAAGAUAGAAACUCAGCUGGUGGUCGGAGCAUGUUGGCAAGAGUAUUCAGGAAAUGAAAAUGACAAUGAGACUGAGACUGAGGCAGUGACUGUGAGCUCUGCAGGUGGCGAGCUACACAUGGCUCAAUUUUUUCGAGGUAAUCUGGCUGGCUUAAUGAUUCGUUCUGGGAAACUGGAAAACAAGAAGGUGAUAGAUUGUCUGUAUACCUGCAAGGAAGGGCUCGAUUUGCAAGUGACUGAGAGCAAAGGCAUGAAGAUUCAAGCAAACCCCAGCCAGUCGGUGCUGACUUUGGAAGGAGAUGACGUAGAACAGUUUGAUAAGGCCAUGCAGCACAUUUCCUACCUGAAUUCUCGACAGUUCCCCACACCGGGAAUCCGCAGGCUCCAGAUCACCAGCACCGUCAAGUGCUUCAACGAAGAGGCUUGUAUGUCAAUCCCUCUGGUGGAUGGCUACGUGAUGGUCUUACAGCCAGAGGAGCCCAAAAUCAGCUUGAGUGGUAUUAACCAUUUUGCUCGGGCAGCUUCAGAAUUUGAAAGUGCUGAGGGAGUCUCCCUGUUCCCGGAGCUUCGAAUCAUCAGCACCAUCACCCGGGAAGUAGAGCAGGACACCGAUGGUGAUGAGGAUCCCACAGUCCAAGAGUCCUUGGUGUCUGAGGAAAUCAUGCACAAUCUAGACACGUGUGAGAUCACGGUGCUGGGAGAGGAGCUCAGUGCAGACCAGGAAAGUCUGGAGGUGGACAUGGCUCGUCUGCAGCAGAAGGGCAUCGAGACAAGCAGCUCCAACCUGGGCAUCAUCAUCACAGGUGUGGACACCAUGGCCAGCUAUGAGGAGGUGCUGCACCUUGUGCGCUACCGCAACUGGCACGCCUCCACCGCAGUGCUGGACAGGAAGUUCAAGCUGGUGUGCUCGGAGCUGAACGGACGCUAUGUCAGCAACGAAUUUAAGGUGGAGGUGAGCGUCAUCCACACGGCCAACCCAGUGGAGCAUGCGAACCACAUUGCGGCCCAGCCUCAGUUUGUCCAUCCCGUGCAUCAUUCCUUCGUCGAUCUGUCUGGCCACAAUCUGGCUAAUCCCCACCCCUUUUCAGUUGUCCCCAGUACGGCAACUGUGGUGAUUGUGGUGUGCGUCAGCUUCCUAGUUUUCAUGAUCAUCCUGGGAGUGUUCCGGAUCCGGGCUGCGCACCAGCGAACCAUGCGGGACCAGGACACGGGCAAGGAGAACGAGAUGGAUUGGGAUGACUCUGCCUUGACCAUUACAGUGAACCCGAUGGAGACCUACGAGGACCAGCACAGCAGCGAAGAGGAGGAGGAGGAGGAGGAAGAGGAGGAGAGUGAGGAUGGUGAGGAAGAAGACGACAUAACUAGCGCAGAGUCGGAAAGCAGCGAGGAAGAGGAAGGGGAGCCCGAGGAAGACCAGCAGAAUGUGAAUAGACAGCAGCAGCUCGAGUGGGACGACUCUACCCUCAGCUAUUGACGCUGCCCUUCCCUGUCCGGCCGCUUCCACUUGGAAAGAAGAGACUUCCGCUGUCGCCCCCUCCCCUGGUGUAAAAAAUCCUUCGGCCAGUUGGACCCCUCCCCACUGACCCCGCUUGCUCCUGAGCGCGUAGGCCCCUCCUCCCCGCCGACCCCAUCGGGUUGCUGGGUUUGCUCCACACUCCGCGAGGUCCUUUGUCCUUCGUCAUCCCAGCUCGGCUUUCCUGACGUGCGCCCACUGUCCAGGCUUGGCUCUCCUCCUGCUCCUCCAGACGAGCUGCCAUCGUCUGACUUGUUGACGAAGGGUAAAACAUUGCUCAUUCCCACCCGGUGGGAAUUUUUUCCUUUUUUUAAAAAAAAGUUUUAUUUUUUCCAAAUUAAUUAGUGCAUGUGUAAAGUGGCAAGGAGAGGUAAAGUGUAGAUGAACUUUUUGAUAUUUUGUAAAUAAAUUGCAAUUCUGUUAUGUCCUUUUUUGUGAUAGUAUAACCAGAGCCUGGUGGUGAAGGUGAGGGAUGGGGCGGGAAGGAGGAAGGCUCCAUCUGGUGCCCUGCAGGCCUUCCCUGGGAAACAGAGAGGAGGGGCCCAUUUGCUCCUGUCACUGCCCUGCCUGAGGACAGUCUCAGGUUUGGCCCCAAGGCACUUCCAAGGGUAAAUUGUUAGAAAGCGCUGCCUGGAGGCCCAGACCAACCACGUGGGUGCUAAGCCAAGAGCUUGGAGGGACCCCACCCCUCUUGACUUGAGGCUGCUCUGCUCACUGGGUGGGAUAUACGGACCUGCCAGAGUGAUAAGAGGGGAGGGCAACCCCUGGAAGGAUGGCCAGGAACAGCAGGGCCUCUCUACUCCCCCUCCCCCCCAUUUCGGUGAUGGGAUGGGUGGGACAUAGCUGGGAUCGUCCCUUUAUUUUACACACCCCUGCUAAUCACCUGCAGUUUCUUGUACAGUAACAUGGGCUCUUGUACUACUAGCCUCCUCUUUGUUUAUUUUUCAUAAAUGUCUUUCCCCCUGCUGAUGAAAUUAUAGAAAUUAUACAAACCAGUUGUGCAUAAAAUUGAACACGUGGUUCACAGACUCCAGGCAGCGAACUGAGGUCACCAUUGAUCAGAGCACAAACACUUGAACAAACAGCCGACAGGGCUGGCCCGCCCGGGUGUGAGCUUGUAUGAAUGGCCGACCUUGGCUCUGGGGACCCCAGUCCCAUUUCUCCCCCCACCCUCCCCUUGAUCCCUUGAAGGGUCUGCUCUCCAGGGCCUGGAGGAAAGAGCAAAUGAACUUGUGGUGUUUGUUCAUGUGACUAUGGUGCCGACCUGUUGUUAGCAAAGGACCUGAGACCUGUACACACUUUUUUUUUUUAAGAAAUUUAAAUGUAAAAUUUUAGAUUUCUAAAAUGGGGGGGUGGGAGGAAUGAUUUUGACUACUUUUCUGUGAUAACAUACCUGCUAGUUGGAAGUAAACUGGGGAACUUAUGUCUAACAGUUGUCCUGUGUUCCUGUUGAUGUGUAGAUUUCUUCCUUCCAUUUACUGUCACUGUAGCUGCUGUAUUUAGACUCCAAGUGAUAAAGAGUAAAGCAUCCAUACUGACAGGCAGCCUUCUGGGUAGCCCGUCUAUAGCCGCAGUCCGCUCUUUUUUCAAUGUGUAUAUUGGUGAUAGGUCAGUUCGGAAAGACUAUAAGCUACAAUAAAUUUCUGAUUCUAA
Molecule: messenger RNA, 4986 nt
Organism: Sarcophilus harrisii (Tasmanian devil)
Lineage: Eukaryota; Metazoa; Chordata; Mammalia; Dasyuromorphia; Dasyuridae
Gene: CLSTN1
Product: calsyntenin 1
Exons: 19
Coding region: 310-3294 (994 amino acids)
Biological process (GO): positive regulation of synaptic transmission; homophilic cell-cell adhesion; positive regulation of synapse assembly
Cellular component (GO): postsynaptic membrane; cell surface
Molecular function (GO): calcium ion binding; kinesin binding; amyloid-beta binding
Source: RefSeq, a predicted model, not a curated record